Helianthus annuus (common sunflower) is the source of this 1524-nucleotide messenger RNA. RefSeq names its product disease resistance protein RUN1-like. Gene Ontology annotation, biological process: defense response. Gene Ontology annotation, molecular function: ADP binding. Lineage: Eukaryota; Viridiplantae; Streptophyta; Magnoliopsida; Asterales; Asteraceae. The coding region runs from base 1 to 1524 and encodes 507 amino acids. The record is from RefSeq and is a predicted model, not a curated record. The transcript is spliced from 2 exons.
AUGGUGUCCGCAUUGUUGGGAUAUGGGGGUAGUGGUAAGACAACUCUUGCAUCUUCUCUUUAUAUGAAAAUCUCUUGCCAUUUUCAAGGUCAUUGCAUUGUUGAGAGUGUUAGGGAGAAAUCAAGCAAACAUGGUUUAGAAACUAUGCAAGAAAAAAUUAUAUCAAGUCUUUUGAAAACAAAAAUGGAAUUGUUGAGUGUCGAAGAAGGAAAGCACAUUAUAAGAAGUAGGCUAAGUCGUAGCAAUGUCUUGAUUAUUCUUGAUGAUGUCAGUGACCGUAAGCAACUAGAUGCUUUAGCUGGAUCACAUAGGUGGUUCGGUAAUGGGAGCCGAAUAAUAAUUACAACCAGAGAUGAGCAUCUGCUAAGAACUCAUAAGGUGGACCAUGUGUGUCCAGUCACACUUUUAUCACAUGACGAGGCUAUUUCGCUUUUUAACAAACAUGCAUAUAACAAAAAUAGCCCUAUAAACGAUUAUGAUAAACUUUCAUUACAUGUGGUUUCUUAUGCUAAUGGGCUCCCAUUAGCACUCAAAGUUUUAGGUUCUUUCUUAUAUGACAAAGAUGAGAAGGAAUGGAUGAGUUCCUUGGCUAGACUAAAAGAUAUUCCGCAAAUAGAAAUUGUGGAAAAGCUCAAAAUUAGCUAUGAUGGACUUAAUAUCGUCGAAAAAGAGUUAUUCUUAGAUAUUGCAUGUUUCUUUAGAGGUAAAAGCAUAGAAUUCACGUAUCAUGGUAGUGAUGAAGCAAUGGAGGUAUUUGAAGCUUGUGGUUAUCACCCUGAUAUAGGAAUAAAGGUGUUGAGACAAAAAGCUCUCAUAACUAUUGUAAAUGGUAAGUUUGAUAUGCAUGAUUUGGUUCAAGAAAUGGGACAUUAUAUUGUUAGAGGGGAACAUCCUAACAAUCCUGAAAAACAUAGCAGAGUUUGGAAAGAUGAUGAAAUCAGAAACAUGUGUCAUGGGGACGCAACCAUGGGAAAUGUUAUUAAAAAUCACUACAUGCUUCUGAAACUUGAAGGCCAUGAGAUUGCAAAGGAGUUUAGACCUCCUCUUGCUAGCGGGAGUAUAUUUAAAUUGAAACUUCCGGAGAAUUGGUCCAAUGAUUUUUCUGGAUUCUUAAUGUGCGCAGUUGGGACAUAUGAAAUUUCAUAUUAUUCUCAAAGGAUAUGUAUGGAGCACGUAUCGAGUUGUAUGGAAUAUAAAGAUGAUAUGGUUUGGGAGGAGAGUGAUAAUGAUAAAAGAACAUUAAUUUGGUAUGUUUCAUUUGCUUCAUUGAAACACACUUCAUGGUGGAACUCAACAUACAAAGCGGUUUUAUUUUCUUUGGGACUUGAAGCUGAUAUCCAGUCAUUUAGUGGGUUUGGAGUUGCACUCGUUGCUAGGAAAAGCGGAAGUGGUCCAACAGAAACAUCAACAACACAACAAGAAUAUGAAUGUUCUCAUUAUACACCUAACUUCAAUAUUGUACAAGACUUGCAAUAUGCGUUAAAGAUUGAGUUCCCGUCGAAGUAUGAAGCAGGUAAUGUGUAG